This is a messenger RNA of Populus trichocarpa (black cottonwood), 1136 nucleotides long. RefSeq names its product cysteine-rich repeat secretory protein 38. The transcript has a single exon. The record is from RefSeq and is a predicted model, not a curated record. The coding region runs from base 408 to 992 and encodes 194 amino acids. Lineage: Eukaryota; Viridiplantae; Streptophyta; Magnoliopsida; Malpighiales; Salicaceae.
CUGAUAGUUGCUCAUAGGAGGCUAGAAGCACACUGCUACAAUAUUUUACGUGGUUCGGCAAAACCGCCUACAUCCACGGGAGAGAGUCCAUUUUAUUAGAGAUUAGAGAAAGGAUAUACAUGGAGGAGGAGGAUCACUUCACUCAAACUCUACUCCCAGCUCUCAUUGCUGCACUUGCAGCUGCUGCAAUGGCAGCAAGGCUGCUGCCAUUGCAGCUCUCUACUUUCACUCUAUUCUCUUCACAUUCUCACACACUCUCUUCUCAGUUUGCUCUACUCUCUUGCUGCCUAUUUAUAGGCAAGAAUGGUGCCACCAGCUCCAACACUUCUUCAACAAAGGUGGCUGCCAACUCCAGCUCUUCUUCAACAAUGGUGGCUGCCAACCUUUGACAUCUUGGAUGGGUGCACAUGGUUGGUGCAACUCCAGCUGCAGCUGCUGCAAUUGUCAAUGGUUGUUGCACAUUAAUGGCAACCAACCCAACAGACCGACCAUAUGGGCUCGUUCUUUGUAGAGGAGAUGUCUCAUCGUCAGAUUGCAGAACCUGUGCUGCUAAUGCAACCAGGGAGAUCCGCAAGCUCUGCCCAAAUGGCAAACGUGCAAUCAUAGCGUACGAUAACUGUCUUUUGAAGUAUUCUGACUCGGACUUCUUUGGCCAGAUUGACGAAAACAAGUUCUCCACGUUUACUGUGAAUAAUGUGAGCAACCCAGUGCUAUUUAAGGAGAAGACUACCGAGCUGUUGAGCCAACUAGCAGACAAGGCUUCUUAUAACUCAUCAAAAUUGUAUGCUGCCGGAGAGAUGGACCUCCUUGAAGGAUCGAUGAAACUUUAUGGGAUGGCUCAGUGCACGAGGGAUCUUUCUAGUGUUGAUUGUAAGAAGUGUCUUGACGGUAAUAUAGGUGCACUUCCAGGAGUUGCUUAUGGAAACGAAGGGACUGUGGUUGGUGGGAGUUGCAUGGUUAUUUAUGCGACAUAUCCCUUUGUUAAGGCUUAAACUCGUAUGCCAUUCUAGGGUUUCGAGGAUCAAUGUCACUACAAGAAAUAAUUGUUCUAGGAACACAUGUAAUUUGAUUUAUUUUAUUUCCUUGAUUGUUCAAUAAAAUGUCACUACGUAUCGCUGUGAGAGCUAGAUAAACAA